AUGCUCAUACGACAUAGCUUGAGACAAAAACCGAGAUCUGCUCCAAUACGAUCAUUUUCGUUCACUUGUUCUUUGCGUAACAAUCUAGACUCACCGGUAAUAGAACCCGCAUCAUCUUCACAAGAAGUACCGAAUGAGAAACAGAAACGAAUAUUUUUGAAGCCCAAUCAGAUCAAAAGGCGAAAGAGAAGAGAUAGUGGGAAGUGGUCACUGUCGACACUGUCGACACUGCCGACUCAGCCGGCUCAGCGACAACCUCGAGCUGCUGCCAAAGUAGACUUGGCAUUAAUCCAAGAACUUUACCGUAAAAACAAGAGCGUCUUGAAUUCACUGACUGAUGACGACGGUGACUUGUCUAGGUAUAUUGAGACAUUCAAACCUUUUGAGACAAACAUUGGAAGUAAGAGGUACGACAAAUUAACAAAAGAAAUAGACAAUGCAUUUAGAAAGAACCAGAUAAUCAGCUACAUCAAUAAUUAUAGAGCCAAAAACCCAGGAUUACCACCAUUGAAGUCGAGACAAAACAAACGACAAAUAAUCGAGGCAUUAUUCUCUCAUUAUUGGAAAAUUACCAAACAAGCAUCAAAUUUUUCAGACGACGCGUUAAUUAGCAGUCGGGUCAUUGAGUUGAGUCCGGCGCAGAGGUUUCUCCUCGACCCGAAACGAUCUAGAUUCACACGUAAUCUCAUUGCAUCAAAUUUCAAAGUCCAGCUUAGUAAAACAAAACUAGCUGUUUCCGGAUUGAAGCUGGAGUUGGACAAUAUUGAAGCUGAAGUGGUGAAAUUGAACAAUCAAAUAUUGUGGGAAAUCAUAGAUUUGUCGUUCAUUAACAAGGAAAGAAGACGCGAUUUAGACUUUGGUGAGGUAUCGUUUGCGUCACUGUCAUAUUUCCAAGAUUUUGGUAAUGGUAGGUUCAAAAUUUCUGCAAAUUCUCAAUCAAGCAUUGAUACGGCAAAGAGACUAAUACUGUGGGCUCUCGGUCAUAACCCACAUAUUCAGACUUUUUUUUUCAACAAAGAAGCCAUAAAGGGAGCUCAAUUGCUCCCUUAUGUCAACGAUGGUGUGUGGCCUUGGAAUGAGAAGCAUGCUCAAUAUUAUACUCUAUUCCAUAGAGAUAGGAAACCAGGCAGUGGGAGCGAAAUGGUGUUUGAGAAAUUUGACAAGAUGAAUGACAAAUUCUUGAAGCUGAAGCUGUUGGACGAUUUGGUUGAUCAAAAACUAGCCUUGAAAUCGGACAACAACAGUUUUCUUGAUGAGGCAUUAUCGGAUGAGAUUUUGGGCAUGUUCAAAUCAAUAAGACCAAAGCAAGAAGAAAGUUCCAGUAAGCAAGAUGAGAUUGAUGGUGACACGGCAGAUACUGCGCCACAUUUGAACAUAGUAGGCGAACAAACUGUACUUGCAAAAGGUUUCGAUUUGGACAAAAUUGUCAAAAACAAGCAAGAGUCUUUGUCGGCAACUAAUCUUGAUGACCAACACUUGAAUCUUGAGGCAUUGCGCCAUGAAUUGGGAACAUUUGAAGAUGAUUUGAAACCGGAAGAUUUUCCUGAUGUGGCAAGCUUGAUCGUAGAUGCUGAGAAACAGACUGCUGAUGAGACUUUGGAAAUCCUAAGAACCGAGUUGGGUGCAUUUGCCGAAGAUGAGGGAAGUGCUGCUAUUGAUUCACUGCAGAAAUCAGAAAGCUUCUCUAACUCAGUAGAGGAAAAUCACGAAAUACAAAACUCCAAUGACACUUCCCUUUCCAUUCCCGCAAAGUCUCCCUUGCAUGGCCUCGAUCGUCUAAAACACUGGAAUCUUUCAUCUGAGCGGAUUGACCAAUUGUACACUGUAUUGAAUGACUUGUCAUUUGCCAAUGGCUUACCUGGCUCUUCUAGAAAGACAGAACCAUAUUCUGCUUACACUAUCCAAUUUGGCUCUCUAUUAUACAAGCAAGAGAAAACCUCACAAACUGAGCCCACUUCACUGCAGCUUCUUUCAGCCAAUUCAGACAAAUUUAGCUUUCUCACUAGCAUUCCAUUCAUCAAAGAUUUGGCUACAUCCUUGCCUAUUUUGUACAAUGGCAAUCAAACUUUUACAAACAAGAUGCAAAUACGGUUAAGUCCUUCAAUUUACCACAGUUCGAGCAAUGUGGAUCCUCAAGUUUUGCAAGAGUAUCCGCCAGUUGAAAUCCAAGCGGAUUUGAACGACUGGGGCAAGAUCAAAUUGGAAACAUUGCAGGUGUUGUCCAUUGAAGCAAUGAAUAAUGUUUACGUUGCUGCUCCUCGAUUAGCCACUGAUUUGCAAGUGUCGAAAUUGAUUGUUGGUGAUUUGUUGCAUCCACAGAUGGAAGAUCGUGCACAAAGUGGGGUUUCUUUUGACAAUCAGCCAAAUUUGGCGAGAUUCUUGGAAGAUUCUCAAUUGAGUUUUGCGGGACAUGUGAAAAUCAAGCCGUCAUCAUCAAUCGAGUUGUGUGUCAAUGGCAAGUUUAUCAAAUACGAUUACGUCCAUUUGACGUAUAAGACCGACUUGAUGUUUGACCUCAAUGGCAGAGAGUUGUGUUUGAGUAUAAUAGAAGGUGGGAAUUUUGGAGGAAAGAGGUUUGAGGUUAUCUUGGGAGAUGGAGAGUUGUCCAAAGAUGAAUUUGCACAAUUUGUCAAUGAAGCUAUCCAAUUUUGCUCCGAGGUUUGA
This is a messenger RNA of Lodderomyces theae, 2664 nucleotides long. RefSeq lists its product as uncharacterized. The record is from RefSeq and is a predicted model, not a curated record. The transcript has a single exon. NCBI's taxonomy places the organism in Eukaryota, Fungi, Ascomycota, Pichiomycetes, Serinales, Debaryomycetaceae. Bases 1 to 2664 code for a protein of 887 amino acids.